CAAAUAAUUCUUUAUAAUGGAAAAGCUUUUGCUUUAACAUCACCUUGCGAUACAAGAUGGCUUACAGGAUAUGUUGUUUCAUCUACAUCCAUAAAAUCUAAUUCUUCUUCAAAUUAUUCAUCUCUUAAAAGUGAUAACUA
Molecule: messenger RNA, 140 nt
Organism: Dentiscutata heterogama
Lineage: Eukaryota; Fungi; Glomeromycota; Glomeromycetes; Diversisporales; Gigasporaceae
Source: the annotation of a GenBank genome assembly